Molecule: messenger RNA, 1656 nt
Organism: Trichosporon asahii var. asahii CBS 2479
Lineage: Eukaryota; Fungi; Basidiomycota; Tremellomycetes; Trichosporonales; Trichosporonaceae
Exons: 1
Coding region: 1-1656 (551 amino acids)
Biological process (GO): translation
Cellular component (GO): ribosome; mitochondrial small ribosomal subunit
Molecular function (GO): structural constituent of ribosome; RNA binding
Source: RefSeq, a predicted model, not a curated record
AUGACGAUGUCGAUCACGAGCGCCGCGAGCGUCGCCGGGCGCGCGACACGGCCACUCCUGCGCACCCUCGGUGCUCGCGCCAUGUCGACGUCGCAGGCCGAGGGCGCCUCCGAGUCCGCCGGUUCCGACAACUCUGGCCCGCGAUUCCAGCGCAACCGACGUGCCGGCUUCCGCCCGCGCUGGCAGGACGAGAACGGCGACGUGGCGUUCCAGCGCCGCCCCCGCCCCGUCGACAACCACUUCACGACGCGGCCGGAGCUCAUGACGAUCAUCGAGACGCUGCAGGCGGCCCUGCGCGAGGGCGAGGCCAAGCUCCGCCAGCAGUACAUCCUCCCCCUUCCCCGUGGACUGCCCAAGGUGCCCGUGCCGAAGUACAAGUGGCUGCCACGCGAGUCGCUCGCGUUCACGAUGCGCACCGACCAGGACUACGGCUAUCUCGUCGGUACGCUUGGUGCGCUCGCGCGCAUGCGCCAGAUCGCCAAGCUCGCGAACCAGCACGAUGUUGCGCAGCGCCUCGCCGAUGUCAUUGCGCCGUUCGAGCAGGGAGGCAUGGCCCGCAAGGCGCGGCAGGAGGAGGAGGCCGCGCUCGUCGCCGCGGCGGAGGGAAACCCUGUUGCCGAGGCCGACGCCGUUGCGGCGGGUAAGCACGCUGCGGCGUCGAGCGGAGUGACGCAGGUCGAGACGAAGCAGGGCGAGCAGAAGGACAAGAAGGUGAAGAAGGGCAAGCGGGACCUGGACGAGUACGGACGCGCGUACGCUAUCGGACGGAGGAAGACGUCGAGCGCUCGUGUGUGGCUCGUACCGACGCAGGCGCAGCGUUCGGUCCAGGACUCGCUGACGAAGCUGGACGCGGCGCAGAAGCAUCUCACGGCCUCCAAGGCGCGCGAGGCCAAGCUCGCCGACAAGGGCAGUGACGAGGAGCGGCGCUCGGCGCGCAUCGCGGUCGAGGAGGCGAACGAGGCCGUCGACGAGGCGGCCGAGACUUUCGCCCAGCUCCGCGACUCGACGGGCCCCCCUUCCUCCGAGAUCCUCGUCAACCACCUCCCCCUCCCCCAGUUCUUUGGCCAUGUCGACGACCGCGAAAAGGUCCUCCGCCCCCUCCGCCUCACGGGUCUGCUGGGAGCUUACAACGUCUUCGCCCUCGUCCGUGGAGGCGGCACGACGGGCCAGAAGGACGCCGUCGCCCUCGGCAUCGCGCGCGCACUCCAGAUCAUGCGCCCCGAGUCCCGCGAGGUCCUCUACAACGCCGGUCUGCUCUUCCGUGACGCCCGUAUCGUCGAGCGUAAGAAGACUAACCGUCCCAAGGCCCGCAAGCGCGUGAGUACAAGCUGGUUUGUCGAGAAGGUCAUAGCUAACGGAACAGUACACCUGGGUCAAGCGUUAAGUUUCUUAUUAUCCGCACCGAAUCUCAUCUCACAUGCAUUUCAUUGGACAGCUCAGUGCUGUGUGGCACUCGGCCGCCGGAAAGAGCACUCCGUCGCUGUCAGCGGUCAGCGGGAUACCCGAAAGCUCAACGAGGCUGAGACGGUUGAGUUAUUGCCUACUGCACUGACACACGGCCCAGGGAGCAGGCUUAGCGGCAUUGCUUCCUCUGAUCUCCCUCCAGGUUGUCGCCGAGAGCGCAAGCGGGGACGGACACAGCUCUGGAAGUUCUGA